This is a messenger RNA of Amoebophrya sp. A120, 490 nucleotides long. The record is from the annotation of a GenBank genome assembly. NCBI's taxonomy places the organism in Eukaryota, Dinophyceae, Syndiniales, Amoebophryaceae.
AGACAACGACUACCUCCGCAUCGUGUGGUUGCCGACAGAGAAGUGGCCGCGUCAAGGCGGCGAAGUGACAAUCUGGUCCUAUACCUCCUGCCAGUUGUCCAGUGCAUAUGGCAUAUGCACUGCAACUAUGUCUGGGUCUGGAAACCUGCAAACUUGUGAUGCAAAUUCUACAGCAUGCCAAAAUCUCUCAUGUUCUUGCAGGGUCAGCAAAUAAAGUCGCCCAAAUCUUGUCACAGAAAGAAAAGAUUUGUCAUGCGGGUCAAACAUAAUUCUUGGGAUACCUGCAGCUCGAACAAUAAACCUGUGAUGCGAUGAAGGCUUUCAUGCCAGACGAGACGAUCUGGGCCACACAGAAACUGCAGUCUUCCAGACCCAGACAAAUUUGCGUUUGAUAGGCCAUCAACUGGCACAACACGCCGACCCCGUCACGGCACUACGAGAACUGGCAGCACACACCGGGUCCCGCACCUGUAACAGCGCCACGGUGCUU